Molecule: messenger RNA, 2365 nt
Organism: Eucalyptus grandis
Lineage: Eukaryota; Viridiplantae; Streptophyta; Magnoliopsida; Myrtales; Myrtaceae
Product: lipase-like PAD4
Exons: 4
Coding region: 1-2070 (689 amino acids)
Biological process (GO): lipid metabolic process
Source: RefSeq, a predicted model, not a curated record
AUGCUGGGGACUUUUCUGUCUUCGACUCCUCUGCUGAAGGAGGCGUGGAGGGUGUGCAGCACCGCGAACGCCAUGGGGUGCGGUGCCUUCGUGGCGGAGCAAGUCGGGGGCGUGGGGUACGUGGCAUUCUCGGGCGUUCAAGAGAUGCCGGUGCUCGGUUGGGAUCCGAACUGCACCAUUCUGGCACCGCUGGAUGCAGCAGGCCACGGGCUGUUCCCGCCGCUGACACGCUGUUACGAAGGCGAAGAGCCGUUCAUGGUCCACUCCGGAGUGCUUCACCGCUUCCUCCAUUAUCAUUCGCGCAAUGAUCUUCAGAGCCAGAUCUCGUUCUCCUACGUUUCCAUUGCUUUCUUUCGUUUGCACUCCACCCUUCCAUCGCUCUCUCCCUCGCGACAGCUGCUCCUCACUAGACUGCGCUCUUCGCUCGCUCGUGCUCAUUCUCUGCAGAUUCAUAGCUUGCUGGCUGAAACCAAGUCAAUAGUGAUCACAGGCUAUUCCAUAGGAGGAUCAGUCGCAUUCCUCACGGCUCUUUGGCUCCUCUCCUACCUCAAAUCCAUCUUCCCACCCCAGUCGGUCCAAUGCAUUGGUUUCGGCUCUCCUUUCAUCGGCAGCGAGUCACUUUCCCGAGCCAUCCUCCGCGAAAGAUGGGGUGGCAGCUUCUGCAAUGUUGUGUUGACGCACGAUAUAAUGCCAAGGUUGUCUCUCGAGCAAUCACUUGUUCUGACUCCCCUGUGGCAAACCCUCAUAAGAUUCUGGUACACGUCUAUGAUAUCAUCAACCUCUAUGAAUUUUGCUAACCUCCAAUUAACUGAAGAAGGCAAGGCCUGGUUAUUAUCCUUCGCUGUGGCCAACAUGGAGCACCUGGUACAGGCAGGGGAAGGCUCAGGAGGGAGGUUGUUUUGGCCAUUUGGGAGUUACUUGUUUUGUUCAUAUGAGGGCACAAUUUGUUUGGACAAUGCUGUAUCGGUCAACAAGAUGAUGCAUUUGUUGCUGAGGACAGGCUCUCGAAAUUGUAUUGUUGAGGAGCACCUUAAUUAUGGGCAAUAUGUUGAAAGACUGACUCGUCAGUCUUUGAAGAGAAUCUUCAUGGAAGGAGAUCCCCCUGAGUCAAGCUAUGAAGCAAGUCUUUCGAUGGCUUUGAACUCCAUAGGGACCUAUCAACAGGUAUCGAUUGCACUGAUGGCAAAAGAUUGCUUGAAGAUGGCGAGGCGAAUAGGGCCCUCACCGGACCAGAAUGCUGCUAAGUUAGCCAUUAGGCUAUCCAAAAUCGCCCCUUAUAGGUUGGAGAUAGAGUGGUAUAAAGCCUGUUGCGAUAAGUCCGCCGAGCAAAGAGGAUACUAUGAUCCUUUCAAGCAAAGGGGCGUCUCAAAGAGAGAGUCCCAUAUAAACAUGAACCGGAUCAUGCUCGCUGCCUUUUGGGAUGAUGUCAUAUGCAUGAUGGACAGGAACGAGCUCCCACUCAACUUUCACAGAAGUUUAGAAUGGGUAAUUGAGGAGUCGCAGCUCUAUAAGCUUCUUGUGGAGCCAUUGGACAUCGCAGAGUAUUAUCGGUCGGGGAUGCAUCGGAAGAAAGGCCACUACAUAAGCAAUGGAAGAGAGAGGAGGUAUGAAAUUUUGGAUCAGUGGUGGACUGAGAGAGUUGUUACCGAGAAACUGGGCAAUAGGAGGACCAGGUAUGCAAGCUCGACCCAAGACACUUGCUUUUGGGCAAGGGUGGAGGAUGCAAAGGAGUGGCUGGACAAAAUCAGGAGGAAGAGUGACCCAAACAACCUGGCUUUUCUUCGGGAGAGACUCAAUGAGUUUGAAGCAUAUGCAAUGAAGCUGGUUGAAGGAAAAGAGGUGUCUGCUGAUGUUCUGGCUAAGAAUUCAAGCUUUAGUUCAUGGUUAGAAGAAUGGACAGCAUUAAAUCGAACUGGCCUUACCCAACUGAUUCCAAGCUGGUUCACACAGAGAUCGAUUCGCUUCCUGGUACCAUGCUGGUUCACAUGGGGUCCGAUUCGCUUCCUAGUAAAAUAUUUAGGAAUUGGUCUUCAAAGGUUUGAUUUCCGGUUCCAUGUAGAACCAGUUUAAAAAAAAAAAAAACUAAGUUCUCAUAACUUUCAUGUCGUAGUCAAUAAAAAUAGGAAAGUCAGCAUGGAAAUCAAAAUCAAAACAAAGGGAUAGAUGUAAUAAAGACUUUCAGAAGAGAGGGGAGAAAAAUGCAUAUGAGCAUUCUUCAGCCUGCUCUUUGUGCAAUUUUAGACAUACUAUGUUACUUGCUUCAAUAUUGGUAAAAGGUAGUGGAAUUGAGGUUCAUGGUGAGAGAUAUGGCUUAACAACAGAAAAUGUACCUCCUGAUUUUAUAUUGGGAGGUAAUUGAGUGUUU